UUUUGACAAUCGAUUGACAGUCACCAUUCAUCGCGGCCAUUAUCAUUUUAUGAAAGUCAUUCGUGCCACAUUACGUUGCUAUUUUCUUGUGUAGUGAGUUCAGUAAAAAAGCAGAAAAAUAAAGUUUAAUCAUACACAAUAAAUUUCGAGGACAUUCUGCAAAGUGAAGAACAUGAUGUUGAAGAUUACUUCCGCUGCCGGCGUCAUCUGUUUGCUGGAUGAACCGAUCCAGGAGCUGAAGGUGUUCGCUCUGAAGAAGCUGGAUUCCAUUGUGGAUGAGUUUUGGCCGGAAAUUUCGGAAGCUGUCGAGAAGAUAGAGAUCCUGCACGAAGACAAAGCAUUUGCGCAGCAUGACUUGGCAGCUCUGGUUGCCUCCAAAGUUUACUAUCAUUUGGGGUCCUUCGAAGAUUCGCUAACCUACGCGCUAGGUGCUGGCGAUCUGUUUGAUGUGAAUGCUCGCAAUGAAUACGUUGACACGAUCAUUGCAAAAUGUAUCGAUCAUUAUACUCAGUUGAGGGUUCAGCUUGCCGAAAAUCCUAGCAAGGCAAAACCGAUCGAUGCACGUUUGGAGGCCAUCGUCAAUCGGAUGAUUCAACGCUGCUUGGAGGAUGGACAGUAUAGGCAGGCUUUGGGAAUUGCGUUGGAAACGCGCCGAAUGGACGUCGUGGAGUCGUCCAUCAUGAAAGCGGAUGAUAUUCCUGGCAUGUUGGCCUAUGCUUUUCAGGUUACUAUGAGCUUGAUUCAGAAUCGUGCAUUCCGUAACACCGUACUACGCUGUCUGGUGGGCUUAUAUCGAAACCUAGGUGUACCAGAUUACGUGAACAUGUGCCAAUGUCUCAUUUUUCUCGAGGAUCCCCUAGCCGUGGCUGAGUUGUUGGACAAUCUAACGAAAGGCGGUGAGCAUUUGGUACUUAUGGCCUACCAGAUUGCCUUUGAUUUGUACGAAUCGGCGACACAGCAAUUUUUGGGUCAAGUACUGCAGGCUUUGAAAGCGACAGCACCGAUUCCGUCUGCUCUCAUUUCGAACUUGAAGCCACAAGGAACCGCGGCUGCCGGAGGCAGCGCAGCAUCAACCGUACCAGAAGUUAAACAAGAACCGAAAGAGACCGACAGUGGUGGCGAUGCUAAAGUAGAGCGUACGGUUGAUAGUUUGAAUGAAACGGAGAAGACACACCAAGCUAACAUUGAAAAGCUAGCUAAUAUCCUCUCCGGGGAGGUUUCCAUCGAUUUGCAGUUACAAUUUUUAAUACGCAGCAACCAUGCUGAUUUGCAGAUUUUGCGGGCUACAAAAGAAGCAGUGCGUGUGUCGAUUUGUCACACAGCAACCGUCAUUGCGAAUGCUUUCAUGCACAGCGGAACUACUAGCGAUCAGUUCUUACGUGACAAUUUGGACUGGUUGGCUAGAGCAACGAAUUGGGCCAAACUGACGGCCACAGCUUCUCUGGGUGUAAUCCAUCGUGGACAUGAAACUGAAUCGUUGGCUCUUAUGCAAAGCUAUCUACCGAAGGAAAGUGGACCUAGCUCUGGUUAUUCCGAGGGUGGUGGUCUGUAUGCGUUAGGUUUGAUUCACGCUAACCAUGGAGCAAACAUAAUUGACUAUCUGCUACAGCAAUUGAAGGAUGCUCAAAAUGAGAAUGUCCGUCAUGGCGGCUGUCUUGGUUUGGGCUUGGCCGCUAUGGGAACUCAUCGCCAGGAUGUGUACGAACAAUUGAAGUUUAAUUUAUACCAGGAUGACGCAGUUACCGGUGAAGCUGCCGGAAUCGCCAUGGGAAUGGUCAUGCUAGGUUCCAAACACGCGCCGGCAAUCGAGGAUAUGGUUGCCUACGCUCAGGAAACUCAACACGAAAAGAUUUUGCGUGGCUUGGCUGUUGGUAUUUCUUUGACUAUGUACGCACGCCUGGAGGAAUCCGAUUCACUGGUUACAAGCUUAUCUAACGAUAAGGAUCCUGUUUUGCGUCGUAGCGGUAUGUAUACGAUCGCAAUGGCUUACUGCGGAACCGGUAACAAUCAAGCCAUCCGGAAGCUGCUGCAUGUUGCUGUUAGUGACGUUAAUGACGAUGUGCGUCGGGCCGCUGUUACUGCUAUUGGAUUUAUUCUGUUCCGUACACCUGAACAGUGUCCUUCGGUCGUUUCGCUGUUGGCCGAAUCUUACAAUCCGCACGUUCGGUACGGAGCAGCGAUGGCCCUCGGUAUAGCCUGUGCUGGAACGGGUCUACGUGAAGCGAUUGCUCUGCUGGAACCAAUGGCCAAAUUUGAUCCGGUUAAUUUUGUCCGUCAGGGUGCGCUCAUCGCAUCCGCAAUGAUUCUGAUCCAGCAAACUGAUCAAACCUGCCCGAAGGUUACAUUCUUCCGGCAGUUGUACAACCAAGUUAUAACUAAUAAACAUGAAGAUGUAAUGGCUAAGUAUGGUGCCAUAUUGGCCCAGGGAAUUAUCGAUGCCGGAGGUCGCAACGUAACGGUAAGUCUGCAAUCUCGUACCGGACAUACAAACUUGCAAGCUGUGGUUGGCAUGCUGGUCUUCACCCAAUAUUGGUACUGGUUCCCGCUAGCUCACUGUCUUUCACUGGCCUUCACUCCAACUAGUUUGAUUGCACUGAACUCGGAUUUGAAGAUGCCGAAGAUUGAUUUCAAAUCCGCUGCUCGUCCGUCAUUGUACAGCUAUCCAGCUCCGUUGGAGGAGAAAAAACGCGAGGAGCGAGACAAAGUUGCCACAGCCGUUCUCUCGUUGGCGGCUCGAGCCAAGCGUCGCACUGGCGACAAAAAGAAAGACUCCAAGGACGGAUCUACCGACUCGAAGAUGGAAGUGGACGAAGAAGUUUCCACUGCCAAGGAUGAUCUGUCGGCCACGGUUAAGGCUAAAGAGGAAGCAAAAACCACACCAGUUAAGGAGGAUAAAAAAGAAAAGGCGUCCAAGGAAAAGUCCAAAGACGCAAGCGUUCCUUCACCAGCAACACCAGCCGCCGGGGAUGACUCUUCCUCGGGAACAACGGCUGCAUCGGCAACUAAAACACCGAAAGAACCAGAACCUAGCUUUGAGAUCUUGCAUAAUCCGGCGCGUGUCAUGCGUCAACAGUUGAAGGUUAUUAGCAUCGCCGAAGGAAGUCCCUACAACCCGCUGAAGGACGUUACAAUUGGAGGAAUUAUUAUGAUGCAGCACAGUGCAACCGGCGAACAGACGCUGGUCGAACGGGUUACUGCGUAUGGACCGAAAAAUGACGAUCUAAAGGAACCGGAAGCACCGGAACCAUUUGAAUACAUUGAGGAUUAAAAAACAUGCAUUGCAUAUAUGAAAAAUACAUUUCACUAUAAAAAAUUGUUUAUGCUAGUAUCCCAUAUUGAAAAUGAAAUAAAUUUUUUCACCAGCUUAUAACAGGUGAAAAACGUAAACUUUA
This is a messenger RNA of Wyeomyia smithii (pitcher-plant mosquito), 3392 nucleotides long. RefSeq names its product 26S proteasome non-ATPase regulatory subunit 1 (gene Rpn2). NCBI's taxonomy places the organism in Eukaryota, Metazoa, Arthropoda, Insecta, Diptera, Culicidae. The transcript has 3 exons. The record is from RefSeq and is a predicted model, not a curated record. Gene Ontology annotation, biological process: regulation of protein catabolic process; proteasome-mediated ubiquitin-dependent protein catabolic process. Gene Ontology annotation, cellular component: nucleus; proteasome regulatory particle, base subcomplex; proteasome storage granule. The coding region runs from base 173 to 3268 and encodes 1031 amino acids. Gene Ontology annotation, molecular function: enzyme regulator activity.